AUGUGCUUGCGUCAUUUUACUAAUUGUUAUUUUUGAUGGUUCAAAAAUGUAUUAUUUUUCUUGUAACUAAUUUAGACCUCAUUAAUAUAAUCGGUCAAAAAUUCAACAUUAAAAUAUUCCUAUGGAAUACCUAACAUUAUUAGAAUAAAAUUGACCUCGUCCUCUUAAUUUGAAGGACUGUCUUGCAAUUUGUUUAGGUAUGUCUGUUUGGUCAGCCAGUACUGUCGGCAAUAAUCAUCACUACGGGCCUCCGACCAGUCGUUACAGUUAUUCUAAUAACUGGUGUCCAAAUCUGACUAAGUGGUAUUGAUGACAGGUCUUUUAUGAAGUCUUAGUAUUUGGUAUAUCCUGCACAUCCUGAGACGUGUUUCAUCUAUUUAUUUUUAUAAAACACAAGUGUGUCAUGUCGGGUGAAACACCAAUACAGUCGGGAGAUGCAUUACACACACCAGCAUACCUCUCCUGGCGGAAGCUGCAACUCAGCCGAGCAAAGCUUAAAGCGUCAAGCAAGACUUCAGCCCUUCUCUCAGGUUUUGCUAUGGUAGCAAUGGUUGAAGUGCAGCUGAACCCGCCGUCUCAAACCAAAGUACCCCCGGCUAUGCUGGUAGCUUUCACAGUUUGCACCACGUUGUUGGUAGCAGUUCACAUGCUGGCGCUCAUGAUCAGCACCUGUAUACUCCCAAACAUAGAGGCCGUCGGCAAUCUCCACAGCAUAUCACUAGUCCACGAAUCUCCACACGAAAGACUGCAUUGGUAUAUCGAAAUCGCUUGGGCGUUUUCAACCUUGCUCGGCCUAAUUUUGUUUCUAGUAGAGAUAGCCAUACUUUGUUGGGUGAAGUUCUACGAUCUGAGCGAAACGGCCGCGUGGUCUGCCUGCGUCGUAUUAAUACCGGUUAUGAUAGUAUUUUUAGCGUUCGCGAUCCAUUUCUACAUGUCGCUGGCUACGCAUAAGUAUGAAGUGACAGUCACAGGUAUCAAAGAAUUGGAACUGCUCAAGGAACAAAUAGAACUAGGCGAUCAUGACUCGAGGAUGAAUAAUCUAACACUUUUAGACCAGAAUAGGUCUGUCUGAUCCUUUGUUAUUGUUAAUAUAUCGGAUUUUUAUAUAUACAUGUAUAUAUUAAAAUUAAAUAUUUUUUAUAACAGUCGGGGUAACUAUAAAUAGGUUUGAAAUAUAUAUUUAUGUGUUAAUUCGAUAGACUUAAUUUGGUGCAGUUAAUAGUUCGUUUGCGAGUUACAAAGAAUAUUUUUACCGUAAUUAUGCUAAUAACGAGUACUUAUCAGCGAGCGUACUUAUUUGGUGCCAAUUUAUUGCACAAUUACAAAUUUUGUGCUAAGCAAUGAUUAGAUUAGUAAUUUUAAUUUUACGCGUUUAUAAGGUGUGUGAUGACAAAACUUUUGAUUCUGUUUACAGCUUUUAUUAUGAAAAUACGUUUUAUUUCUAAGUACAGAUGUAACAUUCGAUAGCAAAAUUAACAGAUAAAAUAAUGCCUUAUGAAAUUUGAAAAUUACAUCAAAACAUCACGUGGUUUAACUGGAUAAAAUGAGAACAAAAAAAAAGAAAACAUAUAUUUCUAAAAAAUUAUAAUAUUUUACUUGUUUAGUAUAUUAGUGAUAGAAUUGUAAUUUUAUAGAAAUAUAUGUUGAAACUGAAUCUCUAAAAAAAUUUCAAUAGUAUGUGAACCUUGUCCAUUACAUUCUUAAAAUGAAAUAAUGAAUAUAGCGUUAAAUAUCAAGAUUGCUCAAAGAAAAUAGUUUGAAAUUCAGGGAUUUUGUUUAUUAUAUGUAGUCUUAAGUGUUCAUAAUAUUAAUCUUGUUGGACUAUAUAUGUAUAUUAAGUAGGUACUUGUAAAUCGUGACUAUAAAAUUGUAACAUAAUGUUCGUUGUCGGUCUUAUCGAUACGCCUCGACUAAAUAAACAACACGGUUACAUAAAAGGUACGACUCGUUCGGUGCAAAUUUUCAUAUAAGACAUUUUACCUAUAGACUUUUUUUUUUUUUUUUUUAUAGAAUAGGAAGGCGGACGAGCAUAUGGGCCACCUGAUGGUAAGUGGUCACCAACGCUCUUAGACAUUAGCAUUGUAAGAAAUGUCAACCAUCGCUUACAUAUCCAAUGCGCCACCAACCUUGGGAACUAAGAUUUUAUGUCCCUUGUGCCUGUAAUUACACUGGCUCACUCACCCUUCAAACCGGAACACAACAAUACCAAGUAUUGCUGUUUUGCGGUAGAAUAUCUGAUGAGUGGGUGGUACCUACCCAGACGAGCUUGCACAAAGCCCUACCACCAGUAGACUGUAGAUAGAAAAAUAUAUAACAUUAAAAAAUAUAAUUAAAAACAUCGCAUUUUUCAAAUUAAACAUCGCAAACGUGAUUAAUAUUUCAGCUUCGUAUAUUAACACGUAUGCAGAAUAAACGCGCGCCACGGAGACGCAAAUAAUAAAACGUUUAUCAUUCAUAUCUGCUAUGAUAUUGUUUUAUUAUUCAAAUGAGAAUAUGUCGUUGAAACCAUCUCUAUUCUUUUGUUUCCGAUAUUAAGCAAGUGAGACUUAAGUUUAUAGAGAACAAUAUUGUUUUUAAAUGCACGAUUUAUUUAAAGUCGUGUCGCAAUAAUUUAACAGAAACACGACAUUAAGCAAAAUAGCGAUAAACUGCAUGAAUACACGGAUAUCAAGUUGAACAGAAAGUCAACACAAUUGCUACACUACACUGUAAUCGGUGCCUCAAAAUUUAUAUAAUUGUAAAAUAAGCUAAAAUGUAUAAAAAAUACCCUUGAAUGUGUCCUUGGUGUUGCCAAGUCUCAUUUAUAACAUCAGUGAAUUAUUAAUAAUUCGGUCCAACAAUAAAAUGCGUAUAUUUUUUCAUGAAUACGGUAUUGAAUCUUGUUAUAAUACUGAAAUUGUAUCAUUUAUAAAACUAUGUAAAUAAUUUACAAUAUUUGUUAAAAAUGUCAAUUACAUUUUCAAGCUAAAAAUUGUUAUUUAUACUAUAUAUAUAUAGUACUAAUAUCAAAUUUUAUCAUAAUUUAAUUUCUAUAUUU
This is a messenger RNA of Nymphalis io (European peacock), 3037 nucleotides long. RefSeq names its product calcium release-activated calcium channel protein 1 (gene Orai). NCBI's taxonomy places the organism in Eukaryota, Metazoa, Arthropoda, Insecta, Lepidoptera, Nymphalidae. The coding region runs from base 404 to 1072 and encodes 222 amino acids. The record is from RefSeq and is a predicted model, not a curated record. Gene Ontology annotation, molecular function: store-operated calcium channel activity. The transcript is spliced from 4 exons. Gene Ontology annotation, biological process: store-operated calcium entry. Gene Ontology annotation, cellular component: membrane.